GAAAGAGGAGAGAGACGUGUCGGCUGAGUUGGGCGCCAGAGCUCCGCGUGGUCACUUACUACUUGUCAGUUCGUUAUUUUAGAGGAUCUACGAUCUAAGGAUAGAAAGGACGAUGGCACUGUUUCGUUUUAGUUCCAAGCGAUGUCUUGAAUUACAGAAAUUGAGCAGCACCGUUACGAACUCUGUGGCCGUUCGAUCGCUAGCCGAUUCUUCGACCGACCUGAGGAAAGUCUUGUCCGAGAAGAUACCCAAGGAGCAAGAACGCGUAAAGGCCUUUCGCAAGAACCAUGGCUCUACCAAAGUUGGGGAAGUCACCGUCGAUAUGAUGUACGGUGGCAUGCGCGGUAUCAAAGGAUUAGUUUGGGAACCAUCGGUACUAGAUCCCGAAGAAGGUAUUAGGUUUCGUGGCAAAUCCAUUCCGGAAUGUCAAAAACUCCUUCCGAAAGCUUCCGGAGGGGCGGAACCUCUACCGGAAGGUCUUUUUUGGCUUCUGAUUACCGGAGAUGUUCCAACGGACGCGCAAGUCAAAGCGAUCUCGCAGGAGUGGGCCGCGAGAAGUGCCUUGCCGAAGCACGUGGUUACGGCCUUGAACGGUUUCCCUAAGAGCUUGCAUCCAAUGACCCAGUUUUCGGCAGCUAUCACCAUCUUGAAUAGCGAGAGCGAAUUCGUUAAAGCGUACAACAAGGGCGUCCAUAAAAGCAAGUAUUGGGAAACCAUCUACGAGGAUUCGAUGAAUCUAAUCGCCAAAUUGCCCGUCGUAGCCGCCACGAUAUAUCGAAAUAUUUACAAAGAUGGCAAGGGUUUGGGCUCUGUUGAUUCGGGCAAAGAUUGGUCCUGGAAUUUCGCCAACAUGCUCGGCUACGACAAUUCUCAGUUUAUAGAACUCAUGAGGCUCUACCUAACCAUCCAUUCCGAUCACGAGGGCGGCAACGUUUCGGCCCAUACCACCCACUUGGUAGGCUCGGCUUUGUCCGAUCCUUAUCUAUCCUUUGCCGCCGGGAUGAACGGUUUGGCCGGGCCGCUUCACGGUUUGGCGAAUCAAGAGGUCUUGGUAUGGUUGGAAAAAUUACGUUCCCAAGUAGGAGACAAUCCGAGCGACGAUAAGCUCAAGGAUUUCAUCUGGAAUACCUUAAAAAGUGGCCAAGUGGUACCUGGUUACGGUCACGCUGUCCUUAGAAAGACCGAUCCCAGGUAUACGUGCCAAAGGGAAUUUGCUUUGAAACACUUGCCCAACGAUGCUCUAUUUAAGUUGGUCGCUCAAGUCUACAAAGUUGUACCUCCAAUUCUCCUGGAAACUGGAAAAGUAAAGAACCCAUGGCCGAACGUAGACGCUCAUUCGGGAGUCUUAUUGCAAUACUAUGGUAUGAAGGAAAUGAACUAUUACACCGUCCUAUUCGGAGUAUCGCGCGCCCUGGGUGUACUCGCAUCCUUGGUUUGGGAUCGUGCUCUUGGCUUGCCCAUCGAAAGGCCCAAAUCUUUGAGUACCGAUCUACUAAUGAAGGCUGUUAAAGCAUAAAUUGGAGACCGGUGUUUGCGCGCAACGUUUCAGUAUCAUUAAAACCACCAAAUCAUAUCCGCCGACCGCAAGCAACCGUUGUCGACGUUUACGAUUCAUAUCGGCGAGUACAAGAGAGCUCUACGACUCAUUGUCAAUUUAAACUUUACUUCGAUAAAACUUCGAGAAACGGGAAUCGUCUUGCGUCAUUCUCCGAUACUCGCGUCCUAAAAGAAAACGUAGUUUCAUUGGAACGUAAUACAACUGCCAAAUAUUACUGAAAAAUAUUCGCGAGAUAGCAAUCUUGAGAGAGAAUAAAUAAUGUAUUCGUGUACACAAUUGCCACUUGAUAUUUGCGCGAUCAAAUCAGGAAUAAAAGGCGAUAAAGCAAUAUCAAAGGAUUAUCCCAAUUUUAAAAACAGUUGAUAAUUAGAUACGACAUGGUAGUGUAUUAUGUCAUUUAAAACGUCAUUUUCAUCGACCGAUGAUUCGAUUAACACUGCCCACAGUUUUGCGCGAUUUUAUUUUUUCGAAUCUAUAAUACCAUGCCACCCAACCUCCGCCACAUCUCCCCCAACCCCUUUUAAUUGGUAGCAAAAUAGCUUCAUUGACUCCUUUAACCGAAUCAAAUAAAUAUCGUAGGUACGUUAGUUAACGCUAAUGGCAAACACGUGUAUGCACGGUGCUACAUGUCGUUAUAAUAUCUAACUAUUAAAUCAUAUUAGAUCACUCGCUCAGGAAGUUCACGUAUGUCGCGAUUCCUAAACCACCCUCCCCCCACCUAAUUAUAUAUACAUCCGUAACAGAAAACACUUACAAGGCUAACUAAAUACUUAAUUAAAUACCGUUCAAAGUGCUUUCUAUAGCACUGGUUGUUGGUUUUAGAUUUUCUCGAACAUAUUAAUAAAAUGAUUCGGUCUUAUACCGAACCGAUAAGAGACAUGCGUAAAUUAAGAAGGAUGACCAGUGGUAGAUCCACUGUUAUAUGAGAAUGUAUGAGUGUGUGCGAUUCUUUAUUUAUAAUAAACAUGAAAAUAAAUAGAUAUUUAAAAA
This is a messenger RNA of Polistes canadensis, 2548 nucleotides long. RefSeq names its product probable citrate synthase 2, mitochondrial (gene kdn). Bases 113 to 1516 code for a protein of 467 amino acids. The record is from RefSeq and is a predicted model, not a curated record. Lineage: Eukaryota; Metazoa; Arthropoda; Insecta; Hymenoptera; Vespidae. Gene Ontology annotation, biological process: tricarboxylic acid cycle; citrate metabolic process; carbohydrate metabolic process. Gene Ontology annotation, cellular component: mitochondrial matrix. The transcript is spliced from 4 exons.